This is a messenger RNA of Pygocentrus nattereri (red-bellied piranha), 5621 nucleotides long. RefSeq names its product myomesin 1b (gene myom1b). Lineage: Eukaryota; Metazoa; Chordata; Actinopteri; Characiformes; Serrasalmidae. Gene Ontology annotation, molecular function: protein binding. The transcript is spliced from 37 exons. The coding region runs from base 177 to 4568 and encodes 1463 amino acids. The record is from RefSeq and is a predicted model, not a curated record.
CCUGCAUUAUUUUUGUUGAGUGGACUGCGGUCUCCGUCCACAGCACAGCGUCCACUCGCGCCUCCGCUCGGAUUUGUAGACCAUCUCUCAGCAGCCGUUUGGAUAAGACAUUUUUACGACUUCAGAGUAAGAGCACAUCAAACAGAGGCUAUAGGCCCUGAGCUAAGGAGAGCAGGAUGUCUGGAUCAAUACCGUUCUACCAGAAGCACCAUCGUCACUAUGACCGUGACUAUCGUAGUCGGGAGACCAAGUCCGCCAUCAGCCAAUACCAGCAGAGCUCCUCCAGCAGAUACUCUGCCCAGAGCAGCAGCACCAGCAAGGGCAUCAGAGCCGCCACCUUCACUUCUCUGGAUGAGGUGGGACUGAGUCCUCUGACAAAGAGAGCCAAGCCCACCUACCUGGCCAUGGACAAAGAGAACCAGAUCAUAGGCUAUGUGGUGCCCAUCUUCAGGGGAAGUCAGGAGUUUGCGAGUGGUCUGUCUGACACAGAAGAAGCGCGGGCUAAAGAGAGCGCUGCCUAUCUGGCCCGCAGAGACCUCUUCACCAGCGGGGUGGAGAUGGAGCGCAUGGAGCACAAAUCUCGCAGAAGCAUCAUGAGGGAGUCAGCAGAACGCAUUUCCCUCAACAAGAGGAUCCAUGAUAACGAAGAGUACCACAAACGUCUGAAUGAAGACAGCCUGAUGCAUCCACCGGAGUUUGUGAUAAAGCCCCGCUCACACACUGUGUGGGAGAAACAGUGUGUGCGGCUGCACUGCACCAUCACAGGAUGGCCUGAGCCUCGAGUGGUGUGGUAUAAGAACAAUGUUAGCAUUGACCCCAUGGCCCACCCAGGGAAGUACAAGAUAGAGAGCAGCUACAAUGUCCACUCUCUGGAGAUCAACAGGUGUGACUUUGAUGACACGGCCCAGUAUCGUGUGUCAGCCAUGAACAGCAAUGGGGAGCUGUCUGCUUUUGCCUCUGUUGUUGUUAAAAGAUUCAAAGGUGAAGUUGAUGAGUUUCUCCCAGCUCCCAGACCACAUCCUUGCCUUGAGUAUGGUGUGACUUUCGAAACACACAUUGUCGAGAAGUUUGGUGUGUCAUUUGGGCGUGAGGGAGAGACCCUGAGUCUUGGCUGCUCUGUUAUCAUCUAUCCCUCGCUGCAGCGUUUCCAACCUGAGAUUGAAUGGUACAGAGAUGAUAAGUUGCUAGUGCCAUCUAAGUGGAUUCAAAUGCACUGGAGUGGAGACAGAGCCACCCUGACACUCACACACCUCAACAAAGAGGAUGAGGGUCUCUAUACACUUCGUGUCACCACCAAGUCCAGCUAUGAAACACACUCUGCCUACGUCUUCGUUCGAGAUACAGAUGCAGAGGUUGCAGGAGCUCCUGGUGCUCCUCUCGAUGUGUGUUGUCAGGAUGCCAACAAAGACUAUGUCAUUGUUACCUGGAAACAGCCUGCUGUGGAUGGAGGCAACUCUAUUCUGGGCUACUUUGUGGACCGGUGUGAAAUUGGUACCACCCACUGGAUUCAGUGUAAUGACACUCCAGUAAAGUUCGCUCGCUUCCCUGUCACUGGUCUGGUAGAAGGCCGCAGUUACAUUUUCCGCGUGCGCGCAGUAAAUAAGAGUGGCAUGAGUCAUCCUUCUCGUGUGUCUGAACCCGCAGUGGCCAUGGACCCAGCUGACCGCGCUCGCAAAGGAGCCUCUGCGCCAUGGACUGGCCAAAUCAUCGUGACAGAAGAGGAGCCUGUCGAGGGUGUGGUUCCUGGCAAACCUCGUGACCUGCUUGUUACUGAAGCAACCAAGAACUAUGUGGUGCUGAGCUGGAAGCCCCCAGGCGAGAAGGGACAUGAGGGGGUCAUGUACUAUGUUGAGAAGUGUGUAUCUGGCACAGACAGCUGGCAACGUGUGAACACUGAUAUUCCAGUAAAGUCGCCACGAUUUGCACUAUUUGACUUGGCUGAGGGGAAGUCCUACUCUUUCCGUGUCCGGUGCUGUAAUUCUGCUGGUGUAGGUGAACCUUCAGAACCCACCGAGGCCACUGUAGUGGGAGACAAGCUGGAUAUUCCAUCUGCACCAGGCCGUGUAGUGCCUACCCGUAACACAGACACGUCUGUGGUAGUGUCAUGGGAGGCAUCCCGUGAAGCUAAAGAACUUGUGGGUUACUACAUUGAAACCAGUGUUGCUGGGAAAAAUGUUUGGGAGCCCUGCAACAACAAACCUGUCAAGGCCACCAGGUUUAUAUGCCAUGGCUUGACAACAGGUGAGAAGUAUGUUUUCCAUGUAAGGGCGGUUAACGCUGCUGGAAUCAGUGAGUGCUCACAGGAAUCUGAAGCCAUUGAAGUAAAAGCUGCCAUUGCUUCUCCUGCUCCACCUUAUGGCAUCACUGUGCUGGAAUGUGUGCGGGACGCUAUGGUGCUUAGCUGGAGGCAGCCAACCUUCAUUGGCGGAGCUGACAUCGUCGGGUACUUUGUGGAUUACCGUGAGGUCAUCGGUGGAGUACCUGGAAAAUGGCACGAGGCUAACAUCAAGGCAAUUAGUGAGCGAGCAUACCGGGUUUCCGAGCUGAAAGAGAAUAUGUUCUAUCAGUUUCAAGUUCGUGCUGCAAAUAUGGCUGGGGUAGGCAUCCCAUCCCUGCCCAGCGAAACCUUUAAAUGUGAAGAGUGGACCAUUGCUGUACCAGGACCUCCACAUGACCUUCAGGUGCUUGAGGUGCGUAAGGAUUCUUUGGUGUUGAUUUGGAAGCCACCAGUGUACCAGGGUCGUGACGAGGUCAACGGCUACUAUGUCGACAUCAAAGAGGCCGAGGCAGAUUUCGAGACUUGGAGAGGAGUGAAUGAGAAAGCCACAAGCAAGAAAUACAUGAAGAUUAAGGAUCUGAAAGAGGGAGUGACAUAUGUUUUCCGUGUCCGAGCUCAGAACAAGGCCGGUGUGGGCAAAGCUUCUGAGCCCACAGAGCCAGUGCUGGCUGAGACUAAACCAGGCACCAUGGAGUUGGCUGUAGAAGUUGACGAUAAUGGUGUGAUUUCACUGAACUUUGAGUGUAAAGAUCUCAUUGCUGACUCCAAGUUCAUCUGGUCCAAAAACUAUCAAGAAUUUACAGACUCUACACACCUUACUGUGGAGACCAAGGGCAACAAGUCCAAAGCGACCUUUAAUGCUCCUUCUGAGGAUGACCUGGGCGUCUACUCCUGUGUCGUCACACACACUGAUGGGGCUUCUGCAAGCUAUACUCUGACUGAGGAGGGCCUGAAGGAGCUGCUGCAGCUCAGCCAUGACCGCAAAUUCCCUAUUAUUCCUCUAAAGUCAGAGCUCGCUGUUGAGUUGCUGGAAAAGGGUAGGGUUCGCUUCUGGCUACAAGCUGAGAAGAUGUCGCCCAAUGGCAAAGUUGAUUAUGUUUUUAAUGACAACAUGAUCAACCAGGGAGAGAAAUAUAAGAUGAACUUUGAUAAGAAUACUGGCAUCAUUGAGAUGUUUAUGGAGUCACUGGGGAAGGAGGAUGAAGGAACGUUUACUUUCCAGCUCCAGGAUGGCAAAGCCACCAACCAGUCCAGCCUGGUGCUAAUAGGAGAUGUUUUCAAGAAGUUGCAGAAAGAAUCUGAGUUCCAGAGAAAGGAAUGGCACAGAAAACAAGGUCCUCACUUUGUGGAGUAUCUCGGUUAUGAGGUCACACCUGAAUGCAUCGUGAGACUGAAGUGCAAGGUUGGUAACAUCAAGAAGGACACAGUGGCGUUGUGGUAUAAAGAUGGAAGGGAGAUUAAGGCCAAUGAGAAACUGGACUUCUCAGAGGGAACGCUGACCCUGGAGAUAGCACAGAUCUCUAAGAAGGAUGCAGGUGUGUAUGAGGUGAUCGUGAAAGAUGACAGAGGAAAAGAUAAAUCCACACUCAACCUAACUGACCAAGGAUUCAAGGACCUGAUGAACCAAGUCUUCAGUGUUAUUGCUAACUCCUCCACUCAACUGAAGAUUCAGAGCACAGAGCAGGGCAUACGCCUCUAUACCUUCGUCAACUAUUACAAUGAUGAACUGCACGUCACCUGGCAUCACAAGGAUGCUGCUAUUACAUUUACUGAUCGCAUCACGAGUGGUGUGGUGGGAGAGCAGCUAUGGUUGCAGAUUUCUGAACCUACAGACAAAGACAAGGGCAAGUAUGCCAUUGAGUUCUUUGAUGGGAAAGGAGGACUAAGGAGAACAGCAGAGCUGUCUGGACAAGCAUAUGAUGAUGCCUAUGCAGAAUUCCAGAGACUCAAAGCUGCAGCCAUUGCUGAAAGAAAUCGUGCUCGUGUGGCUGGAGGUCUGCCUGAUGUUGUGACCAUCCAGGAGGGCAAGUCACUGAACCUGACAUGCAAUAUCUGGGGUGACCCUGUGCCAGAGGUGACCUGGCUGAAGAAUGAGAGAGAGUUGGUGUCGGACGAUCAUUACAUCCUCAAGUUUGCAUCUGGCAAGUUCGCCAGCUUCACCAUCACCACCGUCAACACAAGCGACUCGGGCAAAUAUUGCAUUUUGGUCAAGAACAAGUAUGGCACGGAGAGCGGCGACUUCACCGUAAGUGUCUUCAUCCCUGAUGAGGAGCCCACCAAGAAAAAGUAGAAAAUGAUGAACACAAUCGUAAUAAGGAUAAAAAAGUAAAUAUGUACAAAGACGAAAAAUAACAGCCAAUUUAAAAAUGCCUUUCAAAUGAGUUUGCUGAGUGUGGUACAAUUGGGUAUCUAGUCUUGACAAGAAUAUUCUACCAAGUUUAUAAAACAAAUAACCCUGGAUUCAAAUAAGAUUGUCUGAUGUUUAGGGGUUUUACCACCCUGGGAAGAAAAGUUACAGAAUGGUGCUAAAAAGAGGUUAAAGUCUGGAAGAUAAAAUGUUUUGGUCCAAUCAUAUAUCAAACCACCACAGUAGUGCCCCAGUAUCACAAAUUGGGAAACUGUCAGUGCAUUGUAUACUUAGUCAUAUUAAUGUGGUAAAGCUUAAUGAAAGUGAUACACAAGGGAAGAGGUUUCCAGUCCUGGUAACAUUUUGCAAGCCCCCGUUUUAGUUCUACUCCACUUUUGAACAGAUCUGAGCCAGGUAAUCAGUGCUUUACAACUAAUUACCAUGAAUCCGAACAAAAAUGUGGACUUGAUCAGUGUCCUUUGCACCUUCCCUAGUGGCAUUUCUCAGUUUCUCUCUCAAUAUUAGCCAGUAAUGCCUGUGUUAUGUUGUGUGGUCUCCCUCAGGACUAGGGCAGCACUUUAGUUUUAGCAUUUUGUUGUGUUGUGUUUGUGUUGUAGCUUUAUUGGGAAAGAUCUGCAGCACUGAUUUGUGUAUGAAAUCUUUAAAGCCUUGGUCUGAAGGGAAAUCCUGAAGCUCCGAAAAAUUUGGAAUCACUUUACUGUUCCAUUUAUAGUUAGGAAUGUCUGUUGAUUAAGCUUUAUGUUGCGUCACCUCAUUAAACCACUGCUCAGUAAUUAUGAAAUCACAUCCUCUAACGUUUCAGUAGUUAUGACCUCACGUCUCGCACCUCCUUUACAUUGCAUAAGGUUCCAUGCCACUUUUCCUGGCACUGCACAGAAGUUAUGACAUCACUUAUCACUGCAUUAACAUUUAUGUCAUUAUGAUGACAUCACUGUGUCUGUCUUGUUUCCAAUAAACGGAGCACAUAUUCCCUCA